Messenger RNA from Candidula unifasciata, 2018 nucleotides. Lineage: Eukaryota; Metazoa; Mollusca; Gastropoda; Stylommatophora; Geomitridae. The record is from the annotation of a GenBank genome assembly.
UCUGUAAAUACAAGCUAAUAGAACCCUCCCCAAGUUACGAUGGCUACAUCACCAGUCCUGGUUAUCCAUCGACAUACUCAUCUGACCUUUGCAUCAUUUGGGUCUACUACGGCUGGCCAGGAUUACAGGUCACCAUCAGGUUUCAGGAUCUUGACAUCCCAAGCUUCUCUGAUGCCUGUUUGAAUGAUCAAUUGAGAAUCGGUCCAUUAAAUGAGCACACGUAUUGCAGCAGCGCCAACAGACAGAACUUUGGACCCUACACAGCACAAUUCAACAGCUCAAAUUAUUGGUUAUAUAUUGUUUUCAACAGCACUGAAUUUGGAACGAAAGGCAGAGGUUUUAAAAUAGAGUUUCAAUUUUGGGACGUCAGUGGCAUGCCAUCACUAACGGCAACAACAACCAUGGCUACCACAGCACCAGCAUUUUUGUUUUCAACAGAAGGAUUGAAGUCUAAUGAUGAACAUUUGUGUCAUUUUUUUCUCAUGAAUGAUGCGGGAUAUAUCAAGACCGAUGAAACAGUUCUUGAAUGUUUAACAACUACUGGUAAAGCUACGUGGCAGAUUUAUUACCCAAGUAUUGAUAGUAUUCAUUUUAAAUGUCAGAUUAUGUUUGAAAAGUGCAGUGUGCCUUAUCCUGACAAGUUGACUAUCUAUGAUGGCUAUUUGAAUGAGGCCAGCAUACUAGGGGAGUAUUCUGAAGGGUUGUGUCCUAAUUAUUUGAUAUCUACGACCAAUUCACUUGUCUUGGAGUAUUCUAGGAAGGAUGCUGCAACUUUGCCAAGUUUGAAAUUGCUGUUUAUGAAAAUUAAGGCUAACGUUGAUGACAGAAUUUCUACUUACGACACCACAAAGACAAGUCAGUAUGGAACCACAAGCACACCCUCGUACAGAUACAUUCCAUCACAAAAUCCUUUCGGCCAUUACUCCAACGAAUGUGCCUUUCGUCUCAGCAAUGAUUCAGGGGAGAUAAAUAGUGCUGAUAUUGCCGCUGUGGUUCAGAGAUCAGGUUUCUGUACCUGGCUUUUGAAUUUUGACGCAACAGAUGGCCAGAUUGUGACCUAUACUCUAAACUUUGAAAAGUUUCAUCUUUCUGCCGAAAGCACAUUUGUUGUUUAUGAUGGUUUUGAUAUGACAGCGCCAGUGCUUGGCAGUUAUUUGCCCUUGGCACCACAUCUGUCUCUCCUGUCAUCGCAGAGUAGUGUAUUUAUAUAUUUUAAUCCUGGGAUCAACGUGAACUUUGUGGGAGUGAAGGAUGUCUUUUCAGUCAAGUUUCAAGCCAAUAUUCAGUGUUCAGAGGAUUACUUGCCUUGUGGAUAUGAAGAGCUGGCAUGUUACAGAAACAAUCAGCGCUGUGAUAACAUUUGGGAUUGCCCACUCCAUGGAGGAGAUGAAAGAGGGUGUUUUAUUGAAUGCCCACAGGAAUUUAGCUGUGGCUUCACUACCUCAGCCUGCUACAGUGAGAAUGAAAGAUGUAAUGGGAAGGCUUUUUGUCAAAACAGUAUGGAUGAGCUGAACUGCAAUAAGGCACUGUGUUCAUUGGACAAAGGUCUGUUUCUGUGCAGAAAUGGGCGCUGUAUUUAUGAAAAUUUGCGAUGUGAUGACCUGAAUGACUGUCUGGACAACAGCGAUGAAGACAACUGUCCUGCUUUUCUGACUAGACGAAUUAUUAUUGCUGCUGUUGGUGCCUCCCUCGUCUGUGCCCUAAUGGUGGUCAUGUCCAUGGGUUGUGUUUGUAAGGUGUACCGCAUGCGUACCCGCCGUCUUCGUGAAAGCCAGCAUUAUGAGACUCCACUAUCUCAGCAUCUGUCAGAGAUGCUUCGUCAACGAGCACCUCCUCCUCCUCCUUAUCAUGAAGCUAUGCUGACCUCCCGACCUUACAGUGAGGCUGCUAACUUAGAAUUGCUUGGUUACAGUGAGCAGCAGGAAGGGUCAGGCUUCACCAACCCGGGCUAUCAUGAUGACAUUGUCCCAGCAGUGCCCAGUGAGCAGACUCGACACAUGACAACGGAAACACUGUAG